This is a messenger RNA of Dipodomys ordii (Ord's kangaroo rat), 1515 nucleotides long. RefSeq names its product NOBOX oogenesis homeobox (gene Nobox). Gene Ontology annotation, biological process: regulation of transcription by RNA polymerase II. Gene Ontology annotation, molecular function: RNA polymerase II cis-regulatory region sequence-specific DNA binding; DNA-binding transcription factor activity, RNA polymerase II-specific. The record is from RefSeq and is a predicted model, not a curated record. Bases 1 to 1515 code for a protein of 504 amino acids. Lineage: Eukaryota; Metazoa; Chordata; Mammalia; Rodentia; Heteromyidae. The transcript is spliced from 9 exons.
AUGGGCCUGGGUGACCCUGACUCUGUCGGUGCCACCCACAAACCAAUACCUGCAGGCUCGGGCUCGGGGCCCGGGCCAGGCCACUUUCACCUGGCACACCUCCUCAGUACACUGGCCCAGAGCAACCAAAACGCAGAGCAGAAGAAAGGACCGCCGGAAGUGACGUGCCAAGUUCGAAAAAAGACUCGAACCUUGUAUCGCUCGGACCAGCUGGAGGAGCUGGAGCGAGUAUUCCAAGAGGACCACUACCCGGACGGGGACAAGCGCCAGGAGAUUGCGCAGACUGUGGGAGUCACCUCCCAGCGCAUCAUGGUAUGGUUCCAGAAUCGCCGGGCAAAGUGGAGAAAAGUGGAGAGACUGAACGGGAAAGAAAAGGAGGAUAAUCUGGUAGUCCCUACCCCUGCCAGCGGUCAGUGCAGCUCCACAGCAGAACUCCCACCUCCUCCCAGGCCCGUGGACACAAAGCCAGACCCUGUCCCUGCGGGGCCCCCACUGGAGACCUUCCCGGAGACCCCCAUGCUGCUGACUUCUGACCGGACUCUCACCGCCACUCGGCCCAGCGAUGGGGUGCCGAGGGCAGGGGUGACGCCCCCACUCUCCAGCCCCCCACCUGUUCGACGGACCAACCUUCCUUUUCCCUCGGGGCCUGUCCCCACUUCCCAGCUCAUGCCUCUGAGGACAGACGCGCCCCGCAAGGGCAACAGCCACACAGACGGGCCUUGUGGUUUAUGGGGGACAAGCCUCACCCCACCACCCACUGGCUCAUACCUGGAAGACUUGGAGUCUCAGGACUAUAAAGGCAGCAGUCAGCCGGGGCCCUUCCCAUUCUCUCAGCCACCGCAGAGCCAGCUCUUCCCAACCCCUCCGGCCCAGUUUCCAUACCUCCCCCCGUUUCCUUUCCCCUUCCUCACACCCAAUUCACUGGCCUUCCCACCACCACCACCACCGCUGCCACCGGAAGACUCUCUCUUUCCCUUUCCUUGUGGUCCCAGUGGGGGCCCACCGCAGAGCUACUUCCCAGGCCCCCCAUCAGGGCAGAUCUUGCUGCCACCACCGCCACCUGUUGGAAAUACAGGUGCAGCGCCUUGGAGUGACCCCUGCUUUCCAGACAUGCCCUUCUCUGGCUUGUCUUGCCCACCUGCCCUGGGAUACCCUCCUGGAGGGAAUGGCUUCCUUCCUGAUCUAUUCCUCACUCCCUGUGCUCAGACCAUGAGUACACAUCCUUCUUCAGGCCUCAAUGGGUUGCCCGAAGAAGCCAGACCAGAACCAGGGCCUUCAAUCAGCAAGGCCCACACAGAGCAGCUUCCCCCUGCCCUGGACCAGCCAGUACCUGGACAGAUGGCGAUCUACUGCUGGUUUCCUUAUGAUCCCUACAAUAGUCUGGUAGUUUACAGCAGGUGUUUGAUGGAGGAACAACGUGGAAUCGGAGUCUAUAAGGGAGAGAAGUACUGGAUGUUGGUAGUGGGCUUAUUUGGCAUAGGAAACAAUGGUGAAGUCAGGACCAGCAGAGCAUGA